Messenger RNA from Caenorhabditis angaria, 378 nucleotides. The record is from the annotation of a GenBank genome assembly. Lineage: Eukaryota; Metazoa; Nematoda; Chromadorea; Rhabditida; Rhabditidae.
AUGGACCAAAGGUUAUUACAUUGCAGUGAAACGCGAGCUGUUCCGUUGAGUCAUAAUUUCUAUCAAAAGAUUUUAGAGAAGAAUACGGUAUUAAUUGGGCAAAAUUCGAGUGCGAGUUCUAAUGGUAAGUAGUUUAUUCAAAGCUUUUUUUUAGGUUUUAUCGAAGAAAAUAAUAAAUAUUUUCCAGGCGCCUCCAAUACCACUAAAAUUGUAGAACAUUUAUUAAAAACAAAUGAGAAAUUUAUCGAAGAAGCUGCAAUGAAACAGGCUGCACCAAAUGGUGUUAAUAUCAAUCAUCAACAGUACACCAACUUGAUUCCUCUGAGUUUCGAUGAACAAGAAUUUAUUCGAAAUAUCGAACAGCAACGGAAAAAAUGA